Styela clava is the source of this 1455-nucleotide messenger RNA. Lineage: Eukaryota; Metazoa; Chordata; Ascidiacea; Stolidobranchia; Styelidae. The record is from RefSeq and is a predicted model, not a curated record.
AUGGGGGGUAAUAACGCGAUUCAAACAGGCGAAGAAGAUAAUUUGAUGAAAAAAGCUACUGGAACUAAUUUAGUAAAAAGACCAGAUGGGAAAGUCACAUGCCAAGAGAACUCCCACACCGAUCCAUCAGGAACUCUUCGAAUGAUGGGGAAAACUUGUGGAUCGUCGAGAAAACGACGGGAAACAGGAGAAAGAGUGAAAAGAUCCAAUCCAAUUCUGAGUGACAAACACAGAGACGUACUUUUCCUUGUUGACGAGAGCGGAAGCGUAAACAAGGACAAUUUUAAAAGAGAAAUGAAGAUGGCCAAAGCCUUAACUGAAAAACUCUGCGGAAGCAUCGCUGUUGGCAAACACACAACAAGAGUCGGCGUUAUGACAUUUGAUAAAGAGAAUCAUGUUCACCUCGGCUUCGAUGAACUUUUUGAGCGACACCAAGUUUUGAAUCAUAUGAAGGAUAUUACUUACAAUUCGAAAACAGCCGGACGGACAUGCUUAACAGACGCUCUGGAUUAUUCUUUAAAAAGCGUGAUCGUUCCUGGACGUGGGGCAAGGAAUAAAGUUCCAGGAACGGAGAGGGUCGUCGUACUUAUUACUGAUGGGUGCGCAAAUUGUAGAAACCAAAACUCGCUCCCGAAUGCUUUGAAUAAGAUGAGAAUUAAAUUUGAGAAGGAAAAGAUCCCGUUUAUCACGUUUUUCAUCGGAAGCAACACGAACUGUGUCAGAAUCAUGGCGGGACUCGCUGAUGGCUCCCGUUGCUACCAAGUUUUCAGAGCGAUGACCUGGCAAGAAUUUGACGCUAUGAUUGAACACAUUGAGAAAAGAGAUUGCAUGGACGGUUGGGAGAUCGGGCCUAGCUGCCCAGCUUAGCUUUUAGAUGCUUCUGUCGUUCCUUUUGCUUUUGAAUUAUGUCUUGCAACCUUGUAGCUUCAUAAUAAAUAAGAGAGAAAUACAGGGUGGUCGCUAAAAAAACAGAAAAUUUGUUGAACGGCUAUUUACAAAGAAUAACUUUUACAAGUUAAAGGCAUAUGUUAUAUUACACUCAUAGAUUCUCAAAACGUCGUUCAUGCACUUCAGAGCAGUGUCUUAACCUAAAAGUCCAAGUUCGUGUAGCGUUUUGAAUGUUAAUAUCGUAAAGUUAAUAUGUUAAUAUCUGUUUUUGUAGCGAAACCUGUAAUAUACGACUUUUAGAUUCUUUUUUGAUGUUGCUACGUUUGUUUCUCAGCGACUCAAAUUAACGAUAACGAUCAACAUAAAUUAGCCGUUCUUGUUUUAUUUUUUGUUCCAAGGAUUGUAAUCUUUAUCUUUGCAGUUGUAUCUUGUUGCUUCUAAAGAAUUAAACCAUGAUCUAAUGAAAUUUCAUAAAUAUUUCAUAAACAAGAUUAUUUCCUAUUUUUGAGGUAAUUUGCAGGGAAUGUGAUCUUUAAACAGAUGGGACGAAUAAGUAGAAAAGUUGAG